Molecule: messenger RNA, 3599 nt
Organism: Agrilus planipennis (emerald ash borer)
Lineage: Eukaryota; Metazoa; Arthropoda; Insecta; Coleoptera; Buprestidae
Gene: superdeath
Product: aminopeptidase N
Exons: 13
Coding region: 47-3148 (1033 amino acids)
Biological process (GO): proteolysis; peptide catabolic process
Cellular component (GO): cytoplasm
Molecular function (GO): metalloaminopeptidase activity; peptide binding; zinc ion binding
Source: RefSeq, a predicted model, not a curated record
UUUAUUCCAGGUCGUUGAAUCUAUUUACACGACUUCGGGUUGAAAAAUGCCCAAGACGGAACCCAACAGGGACCAUAUUCAUAAGAACAUGACCCACAAUGGUGAAAGUUUCAAUAUAAUGGAGGCGAUUACAACUUCAUUUCGGAAAAGAAAAUCGAUAAUUAUAUCAAAGUGUUGUGCAUUAAUUUUAUGUUGUGCUUUUUUGGUCUCUCUGGUGGCGACCGGAUUGAUUGUUUACAGUGCCGUAUCUUGUGAAAGCGCCGAUAGAAACAUAGUAAGAAUUCUGGAGAAUCCCAGCAGUCGCAAAUCAUCGCCAGUCAGGGAAACUGAACCAACAACUUCAAAAACAACAACAACUUUGGACUCCCUUACAAGCAGUAUUGAAAUUUCUACCUUAUUUACUACCAUUUCUCCAACCAGUAUUCAAACUACUUCUAAAACAGAUGGUUUAACAUCUAGGCAAUUAGAUGUGAGAUUGCCGAAAGACGUUGUUCCCCGUUCUUACGAAAUAAAAUUGAUCCCGUAUAUGCUAGAAGGAAAUUUUACGUUUCAGGGGGAAGUAUCGAUACUAUUGAAUAUUAUAUAUGAUACAUACAGUAUAACAUUACAUUCUGAUGAUUUGGUGGUUCGAAACGUGCUAGUAUACAGUGCUGUCAAUAAACCGUACAGAAACGAAAAAAACAUUCCUGUUAAAAUCGUUAAUUUCGAUCGUAAGCGUCAGUUUGUCAUAAUCGAACUGAACGAAAAAUUACAAGCUGGCAUCGAGUACUAUUUAGAAAUUCAGUAUACAGGGGAGUUGAAAGAUGUCUUACAAGGAAUUUACAGAAGUUCGUACACGGCAAAUAACAAAACAUGGUGGAUUGCUGCCACACAAUUUCAGCCCACAGACGCACGAAGAGCUUUUCCGUGUUUUGAUGAGCCAGCUUUGAAAGCUCGAUUUAAAAUCAGCAUCGCCAGACCGAGAAACAUGAAUUCGAUUUCGAACAUGCCCAAGUUGGGAAGUAAAUCUGAUAUAGUUGUUGGCAUGCCUGGGUAUGAGUGGGAUCACUUUGAGGAAUCACUUCCAAUGUCCACGUAUUUGGUAGCAUUUGUUAUAUCCAAUUUUGAGAAAAUAAGCGAUGGGAAUUUUUCCGUGUGGGCCAGGAAGGAAGCCUUACUUCAAGCCAGAUAUAGUCUUGAAAUUGGACCGAAGAUUUUACGUUUUUACGAAAAUUACUUCAAAAUUAAAUUUCCUCUUCCAAAGAUCGAUAUGAUUGCGCUGCCUGAUUUCUCAGCGGGUGCAAUGGAAAACUGGGGUCUAAUAACUUACAGAGAAACGGCAAUGUUGUAUUUAGAAGGUGUCUCGGAUAAAGCAACUUUGCAGCGAGUUGCUACUGUGAUCUCUCACGAACUGGCCCAUCAAUGGUUCGGAAAUUUAGUGACACCGAAAUGGUGGACGGAUUUAUGGCUAAAUGAAGGAUUUGCCAGUUACAUGGAAUACAUUGGUACCAAUGCUAUUUACCCUGAAUGGAACGUUUUGGACCAAUUUGUGGUUUACGAACUUCAAAGUGUAUUUUCUUUGGACGCUCUAAAAUCAUCACAUGAGAUAUCCGUAGAAGUUAACAAUCCCACAGAGAUUAAUGAUAUUUUUGACCGGAUAUCAUAUGCAAAAGGAGCCACAAUUAUCCGGAUGAUGGACAAUUUUCUCACAACAGAAGUAUUUCAAAGAGGUUUGACGAAAUAUCUUAAAGCGAGGCUUUUUGGUAAUGCCGAGCAAGACGAUCUGUGGGCAGCGUUGACUUUAGAAGCCCACGAGAGCAAAGUUUUGGACUUAAACACCACCGUCAAAGAAAUAAUGGACACGUGGACUCUGCAAACUGGAUUCCCGAUAGUUACUGUCGAGAGAGAUUACAAAAACAAACGGUUUACCUGUAAACAAAGAAGAUUUUUCAUUGACAACAGACUUUAUUCUAAUGAUACCAGUAAUGGAUCGAAGUGGUGGAUUCCCCUCACUUAUGAAUAUAAAACUGACGAUGUUAUGAGGUCAGCUUGGCUCCGUGCGGAACCCGAAAUUGUUUUAAAAGACAAGUACCCUGAGGAUUGGCUUUUGGUCAAUGUCAAUCAGACGGGUUACUACAGGGUAAAUUACGACAAGAGAAAUUGGGAACUGCUGUUGUCGCAGCUUAUGAAUGAAAAGGAGUACGUUAAAAUUCCGACAGCGAACAGGGCACAAAUUCUCGACGACGUAAUGAACUUGGCGGUCUCGGGGGAUUUAGAUUACGACUUAGCUCUGAACAUUACGGUGUAUCUCAAGCACGAAAAGGACUACGUACCAUGGAAAGCUGCCCUAACAGCACUGGAAUAUAUUGAAGAAAUGGUCAUUCGUACUGCGGACUUUGAACACUACAAGAAUUACAUGCUUGAUUUAACGGAAAAACUUUAUCACGAGAUCGGAUUUAAAGAAAAGCCGACGGAUUCUCAGUUGACAAUUUACACCCGAUUCGCUUUAUUGUGGCGGGUGUGUCUCCUAGGAAACCUGGACUGUGUCAGGAACGCCGUGAUCCAAUUUCAAAACUGGAGAAUGAGUCCCGAUCCUGAUCGACAUAAUCCAAUAUCACCGAAUAUAAAGAGUUUGGUAUACUGCACUGCUAUUCGGGUUGGAGGACAGGAAGAAUGGGAUUUUGCAUGGAAGCGAUACGCUGCAUCAGAGGUCGGCUCCGACAAGGAGAUUCUCCUGACAGCGCUGGGCUGCUCCCGGGAAAUCUGGCUAUUGAGUAGAUAUCUCCACUGGGCAGUAACAGAAAAUUCAGGGAUUAGAAAGCAGGAUUCAGCGAGAGUCUUUUCAGCGGUUGCCAAUAAUCCUGUCGGUCAGGAUUUGGCUUUUAGAUUUCUAAAAGAGAACUGGCUGAAAAUUAGGGAUUAUGUUGGAUCUUCUAUAAUGCUACUUAAUGCCAUAAUCAGAAGCUGCACAUCGAAGUCUAGCACUCGCUUAGAAAUAGAAGAGAUGGAGAGAUUUGCGAAGAUAAUGGAAGAAGACGUAGUGACCAGGACUAUUCAGCAAGCCAUUGAACAGGCAGAAGCCAACGUGAAUUGGAAAAAGAGAAAUUUCGAGAAGAUAGUGAAGUGGUUGAAAAAUUAUUCUGGUAAUGUACACGCAAAUCGGACUUAACAUAAUCUAUAAUUAAAUUUUUUAAGUUUAAUUUAAAGUAUCGUUGUCGCCAAGUACUUAGAAGGAUUGCUAUUAUUAAAAAGUGAAAACCAAUGGUCAUUAUUUGGUACCUACCUAUCUUAAAGGGUACAGACGCAUUUAUAAGUGGUAUUUGAUAGUAAAUUAUUGAUUAUUUUUCGAGAAAUAAUGCCAAUUACUUACUUACUGGAACAUUUAUCUAUUAAGAGGAAUUGGUUCUUGGCGACAAUUUCAUUGUCCUUAUAGAUCUCUUAUUAGAAGUACAAAAGCAUUUAUUGACUUACAGUUAGUUAUGUACUUAUGUAACAUCACUUACUUCAAUUACUUAAAAAUAAUUAAUUAGUAAUUGUCACCAUAGUUUUAUAUUAUUAAAAAUAUUGAAAACAGCUGUGCACAAAAUAACGGCAUUGACGAAAAGUAAAAACGAUUUGAA